AUGAUUUCAGAAGACAUGCAGCCAUUUUCCAUUGUUGAGAACUGUGGUUUUCAGAAGUUAGUAAGACUUCUGGAUUCUCGCUAUACACUACCUAGCCGUAGAACAAUUGGGAGAACUCUUAUCCCAAGUUAUUACGAAACCACAAAGUCCAAUGUUUUUGGAUUAGUUUCUAAUGCAAAACAUGUGGCAAUUACUUUAGAUGUAUGGACAUCAAUGAAUACAGAGUCAUUUUUAACGGCAACUGUUCAUUUAUUUGAUGUGGAUUUUGAGUUGAGAACUUUUGUAUUGAGUACUGAAAAGCUGACUUCCAAUCAUACUGCAAAAUAUUUGUCUGAAGUUUUGCAUGGCAUUUUUCAUAGUUGGAAUAUUCGACAAAAAGUGUGUGCUAUCGUUACUGAUUCUGGGGCAAACAUUAAGGCAGCUGUACAUUUGAUGAACAUUGAACAUAUUCCUUGUACAGCCCAUAAACUAAAUAACAUUGUAAAAAAGUCUUUAAAAUUAGAUUCUGAUGACCCGUCAUUACCUCAUGAUCAGGUUCAAAUUAUUACUUUGGCCAAGUUGUGUCGCUCAAUUGUAGGCCAUUUCAAACAUAGUGAAGCAGAUACAAGGCAAUUGGCAGAGAAACAGCAACAGAUGGGUCUUACUGUUUUGAAAUUGAAACAAGAUGUUUCAACGAGGUGGAAUAGCACCUUAACUAUGCUUGAGCGACUUCUAGAGGUCAAAGAACCAUUAACUGUUGUUUCCUUGUCGCUUAAACGAUGUCCAACAAUGCCAACAAAUGAUCAAUGGACUGUCAUAGAAGAUCUAGUGAUGCUGUUAAAGCCAUUUGAAACGUUGACUGUUGAGCUGUCAUAUGAAAAAAAACCAACCCUAGGAAAAGUAAUUCCAUUAAUCAGAGGUCUUCAACUUUCAAUUGAAAAAAAAAUACCUAAAACAUCAUGUGGCACAUUUUUAAAAAAGUCACUACUUGAAAAUAUUUUUCUGGCAUACAGUUAUGUUGAACAGAUGAACCCGACACAUUUUUAUGCUAAAGCGACUUUAUUGACAAAAAAAAGCUACAAAGGUACAAAAAAGCUGCUUUUAUAUCUAAUACAAAUGCAGAUACAGCCCAGCAAGAGGUUCAAUAUGAAGCUGCUGAGUUAUUGA
Molecule: messenger RNA, 1146 nt
Organism: Acyrthosiphon pisum (pea aphid)
Lineage: Eukaryota; Metazoa; Arthropoda; Insecta; Hemiptera; Aphididae
Product: zinc finger BED domain-containing protein 1-like
Exons: 2
Coding region: 1-1146 (381 amino acids)
Source: RefSeq, a predicted model, not a curated record